This is a messenger RNA of Dermacentor albipictus, 2709 nucleotides long. RefSeq lists its product as uncharacterized. NCBI's taxonomy places the organism in Eukaryota, Metazoa, Arthropoda, Arachnida, Ixodida, Ixodidae. The record is from RefSeq and is a predicted model, not a curated record.
GCUGUCAAGGAGCGAAGCGGAUACGGCCCGCAGGGCGAGUGCGAGCGCGCGCAACGUGCGAGGUUGGCGUCCGAGACCGCGGCACUUCGGGAACCCGUGAAGUGACUCCGACUCCGCGAACUGAACUGACCCGUCUCAUCAUUAUUCGCUACAUCUAGUUGCACAACUACCACACUCCGUCAGCGUUUGUUGAACUGCAGUUUCGGUGGAGCGUUUGCAGAAAUGAUUUGGAGAGACAGAGAGCACUUGUCACUGGCACUGUCCGAAGAGUUUGUCGCUGAAGCGGAGCGGCGAUAGUUUUCACUGAGGCUCGGGCGCUCUAUCUGUGCUCGCGACUGGUGGGGUUUUCUGGGGCUCUACGUCUACGUGCCGGUUUUUGAGAAAUCAAGGCAGGAGAGUGCCGUUCGCUAGUACAGAACGCUGUAGAGCUGCGCAAUUUGCCACCAGAAACCAAGUCAGUACCGUUUGUUCAUGUGCGAAUCUCGUCCGACAUACCCGUUUUUUCUUCUGACAGCCUAAUUUAAGUAUCAAUGUGCUGAGCCUUCCUGCAUCGUGCACGUCCCGGAAUUAUAUACGGCACGAUAGUCAGAACAUUCCGACGAAAGCAAAAGUCUUCAUCGUACUAAUAGUCAGUUCUAGUCUAAGGUUGUGCUGAGCAUCCUCUCUCGUCACUGAUGGACAGACACCGACGAAAUUCCUUCCUCGUGGCGCAAGCCGCAGUUCCGCGAAAAGGUUGACGUAGUUGGCACAGAGCACAACACCCCUACCUUUGUGUGGACAAGUGAGGGUGACUGGCACUGAACUGGGACUGCCCACUUAUCUAUAGUUCGUGUAAGCGGAGUUGAAAGACUGCAAAGCACAUGAGCCCGGCGACACCUCUGACUGACAUGAAUGCGCGCGUCUUGUCCGGCGUGCGUGUUGCUGUGGCAGCUGUGCUGAUUGUGUUUGCUCAGGGUGCCCGCAGCAUCCGGUUUGAGCGCGUGGACGUUCCUGGCGCGGUGAUCAGCGGUGAACCCGUCCUGCUGCUCUGCGAGUACAAUCUGGAAGGCGCCGAGCUCUACUCGGUCAAGUGGUAUAAGAACAACGUCGAGUUCUACCGGUAUCUACCCAGCGACGUUCCGCCGGGUCAGAAGUACGACCUCGUCGGACUCUACGUGAACUUGUCAAAGUCCAACCACAACCGGGUGUACCUGGACCGUACUGACCUCAACAGUGAAGGUAGCUACGGCUGCGAAGUGUCCACCGAGGGACCAGAAUUCCGAACAAUCAUCUUUGAGAAGGACCUUAAUAUCUACGUGUUGCCGGAGCGUGGGCCCGUCAUCGAGGGCGUGCGUGGACGCUACCAGCUUGGAGACGUCCUGAACGCCACCUGUAGGUCGAGGCCUUCCAAACCUGCACCUUUCCUCAACUGGUUUGUCAACGGAAAGCUGGCGCCGUCCCACCAGGUGACACACAAGGGCCCAUACCGGCGCGCCAAUGCGUUGCAGGCGUCUGUGUCCACGCUGCGAUUCCAGAUCACGGCCCGUCACCUUGCUCACGGCUUGAUCAGGCUGCGCUGUUCCUCUUCGAUCAACAAGAACCACUCGCGAAGCAGCCAGGAACUGCUCGUGGGCACGCAGAGGCAUCUGGCUACCGAGAAAACUUACGAAGAGGAGAACGCACCGACAGUGACCGGCGUGAAGCCGUACUACUCGGUGGGACACACGAUCGACCUCAACUGCAGCGCUGUCAUGACAACCGAUGAGAUUGAGCUGGAGUGGUUCAUCAACGAUGAUGAACACAUGCCGAGCGGCUACCAAACACGUUACCCCACGAGCAGACAGCCCGAGACCGGCCUGCGCGAGACGGUGGUGCGUCUGCGCUUCGUCCUCCAACCGCGACACUACCACAACGACGAGCUGCGGCUCCGCUGCACGGCCACCUUCUCCAAGCUGCUCACGCUCUCCUCCGAAGAGACGGUCCUCGUCGCCUCCCAGCAGACGCCGGGCUUCCACAUAGCCGAGAGCCGCUCAGGAAGAACCGCACCUGGCUGUGGGACGCUCUUCUGGACAGCCCUGGAAGCCGUGUUCGUCUUCUUCCUCUUGCGCUAGCAAGUUCGAAGGCCGUGACGGCACAAUCUCAAGCGCACACGUGGACAGAAGAGAAUUCAGUGGCGUUUGGCUUAAUGUGUAGCAUCACCGUUGCUCAGGCUUGGCGACAAUCGCGGAUCCGAUGACCCCAGCUCGCCAAUUUCAGUAUCGGCGGAAGACACGGCAGCUGUGCGCGUUCAGUGCGUCGCGCUUCAAACUGCAGCGCUGGGAUGACCGCUGUGCAUGUGUCUAUGCUUCCGGUGGCGAUUCGUUUGUUGUUGUUGUUGUUCUUGUUGUUACUUUCCUAUGUUACAGUGUUGGAAAGCAGUUGCUGCGGUCCUGCUUCGACACGACGUGUUUGGUAGGCAUUUCUGUGAGAGCCGCGAUGUUGUCGCUGAAUAGUUAUGCAUCCUAGAAUGUGUACAAGAGAUGGGAACUGGUGACGUCUUAUCUUCGAGAGGUGAAGUGGCUGGACAUGACGUACUGCUGGUGUUUUUAGCAUAAUCCUGGUCGAUAAGCACUUCAUCGAGGGAUAGACGGCAAAGGAAGCGUCGCAACAAUACGAGGACAUGACCCGCUAUCUCGCAGCCCGAACAGACCGAAGACAGCGGUGACACAAUAAAAGUGCCUCUACUACGCA